UGAUAAGAAUGAUAAGCAGCUGUGUGGAGUGAUUCGCUUAAAUAUUGCCUUCUUCGUCGUCAAUCAUGUUGAGCGCAAAGCUUUCUGUAAUAGUUAUGGUAACUUUCGUGACAACCGCAAAGACAGAUACUCCAUGCUGCACCCCUCCUCAAUUCUCAGGAGUUGGUCGGAUCCUGACAGGGUCAAUCAACAGAGAAAACGACCGGAGCACAGAGGUGAACUUCGUGCUUCAGUUUGACAGCCUAAACAAACUGGUUGGAACUGAGAAUGCUGUACAGCAGGGAGAUCAUGUCUCCAGUUACAAGUUAAUUUUGGAUUAUCGCAAGGGUGUCCAGUAUCUCAUUGAAGGCAGAGAGUGCAUCAAGUCCACACUUCAACAGAAGGACAAGAUCGGUUGUGUACCAGACAACUCAACUCUGAUGUCCCAUUACUGGUUUGGCUCUAUGGAAAAGUUUGGGGAACACAUGUUUGCGAAAUCUUUCCAGGUUGCUGAUCAGGGACUCACGGGAUUUCUGUCCGUCACAGAGAAGGACUGUGCCUUGAUAUCAGAAACAGUGUAUGGCUCUGUAAAUACAGUGCCAAUGAUGAGAUCAACAGUCUUGGUGAAUCAGACAAACUGGGUCGAUCAGGACUUCUUCAAAGUUCCAGAAAGUUGCAUUCUGAAACCCAGUCUUCCUUUGCUGGCUCCCUGGUCUGAACUCAGCUUCAUGAACUGGUAACUAAAUGUGGCAGUGUUAACUCUUCCCAGAAUAAAAGCCUUCUCACAUCAGCAGAUGUGUAGACAACCCCA
Haliotis rufescens (red abalone) is the source of this 790-nucleotide messenger RNA. RefSeq lists its product as uncharacterized. The coding region runs from base 66 to 719 and encodes 217 amino acids. The transcript has 6 exons. NCBI's taxonomy places the organism in Eukaryota, Metazoa, Mollusca, Gastropoda, Lepetellida, Haliotidae. Gene Ontology annotation, cellular component: extracellular region; lysosome. Gene Ontology annotation, biological process: cell-matrix adhesion. Gene Ontology annotation, molecular function: calcium ion binding. The record is from RefSeq and is a predicted model, not a curated record.